Messenger RNA from Tachysurus fulvidraco (yellow catfish), 4181 nucleotides. Its product is annotated as rho GTPase-activating protein 20. Lineage: Eukaryota; Metazoa; Chordata; Actinopteri; Siluriformes; Bagridae. Bases 267 to 740 code for a protein of 157 amino acids. The transcript is spliced from 4 exons. The record is from RefSeq and is a predicted model, not a curated record. Gene Ontology annotation, molecular function: GTPase activator activity.
UGUCUGUGGGUGGAUGCUGUCUCAUUCCCCUCAUGGCUGCUCAUUCUCUGCUGCGUCAUUAACAUCGUCCUCAUUAACUUACAUCACCACAGAGCUGGAAAUGAGUUGCGUCCUCAUCCUGUCUCACUGCCUGGGGAUGAGUGUUAGAAGCCCUUCAUUGUUCCCAGCCUCAUUAGUGUACUCUGUAUAAGAUGAGAAGAGGAGUUUAGACGUUCACUUUCGGACUGGAGAGUGAAGGAGCUCUCUACACUGACCUGCCUGCUGCUAUGAGGAGGGGAAGCUAUGAUGAAGUUACUAAUGAAAGACAACAGCACUUGCGUAGUCUGGCCCGGAGAAGAAGAUCAGCACCAUGUGCUGUGUUUGGGAAGACUCUGGGAAUGUCUUGGCCCUCCAUUAGGGAGGAGUGUGUGCCAGCAAUCGUGAUAGAUCAGUGUCCGUUUGUCCUCGGGCUGAGCAGUGAGGACUCGGAGCUCAUCCUGGAUGGCACGGUACAGCUUACCGAGGGACAGAAGACAAGUGAAAGACAUAUAUUCCUUUUCAGUGAUGUGUUGGUCAUCGCUAAGCUCAAAUCCAGAGGCAGCUACAGACUAAAACACAGAAUUAACCUGGAGCAACUUUGGGUCUGUGAAUUUAGAAGUGAGGAUGAUGAAGGAUGUGAGGAUGAAGACAGAUGCACCCAUGUGAAGAAGACAAUCAUUCUGGCUUGGUCUGUCUCUCUCUGUCUACUGACAUUCAGGUGAGUUGAUCAAAUUUGGGUUUCAAAAACAGAUCUGCGUCUUUUUAUGAGAGAUGUUCAAACUAAAACAGCAUCAUAAAUAUCCGUAGGUUUGUGGUUGUAUUUAGUAUUUUUUUCACAAGUCUUUGAACGUUAAAUGACUUUUCUAAAUGGGAAUGUUUUUUGCUGUUUCAAUGAAAAAAAAUUCCAUUUCUGUGAAGUUCAAUUUUAUUGUUUAUUUUUUUAAAAAGAAGACGUCAUUUUUGGGGACAAUUUCACAGAAACAUUACCUCAGAAAUCCACCUUCGCCUACGCACUUCAAAACUGACUCAUGUUUUAAUCAAAGUUUUUCAGGUGCACCAGAGCAGACUGCUAGGGAGACAAAAAUAGACCGACACACACACGCACACAUUCCAUCAUAAACCUCUUUAUACAGUAUUUACCAGUAAAUGUAUUUAAAACACCUUAUGAACAACAAACCAGUGUCAAAAAUAAAAUAUUUCACUUUAAUGAAAUAGUUUAAUUCAUCUUUAAAGUUUAAUUCAUCUAAAGUGACAUCACAUUUGUUGGAAUUUAUACACAAACUCAGAAAUUCAUGUAUACCCACUGCCUGCUUUUAUUGCACUUAUAUGUGCUUGUUAUGUAGACUCAUUUGACGUUAUAAUAAGCUAUAUGAUUAGAUUUUGGAGUGUAGCUGUGGGGAUUUGUGCUUGUUCAGUAACAAGAGCAUUAGUGACAUCAGGCCCUGAUGUUGGGUGAGUAGAUCUGAGGUGCAGUCGGUGUUCAGUUCAUCCCAAAAGUUUUCAGUGAGGUUGAAGUCAGGACUCUGUGCAGGACACUCAGAGUUUGCUCACUGUGUCCUUGGCAAACCAUGUCAUCAUAGAGCUUGAUUUGUUUGAUUGUUGUUGAACAGGUUUGGGCUUCUUAGUUCCAGUGAAGGGAAACUGUAAAGCUACAGCAACUGGAUUCAUCUUUAUAGGAACAAUUUGGAGAAGAACCACAUAGGUGUGACGGUCAGGUGUCAACAAAACUUUGGCUAUGCAGCUUAUUCAAUCUGUUUCUUUUCUUCACAUGUACUUUGGCUAAAUAUGUUUGGUCUCCCAACUAAUCAUAGAAAAGCAUCACAUAUUAUUAUAUCCAUAUUUUGAAUAUAGUAAUGAAGUCAAAUGCGGAUAUGUUGUGUCUGAAACAUGAAAUACUGCCAACUGACUGUGCGUGGGUUGUUGAAUGGAUAUUAAAAGCUGAAUAGGAAGUAAAAAAAACAACAAAAGGGAACUGAAGUUGUAAGAAGAGAGAAUAUGGUGGGAGAAGACUGAUCCAAAAGAAUUUAUUUGAGCCAAUCUGCAGUAUUUGUUACUUUAAAAAAGAAAAAUUAAAAAAGAAAAAAGAAAAAUUGCAUUAAACUACAGAAGUUUCUAUUCAAAUGUUAUAUUUUACCAUGUCACUUGGCUCUGUCUUUGUAAGAAAUACAUGGCCUGUUGGUUUGUCAGCUUGCUCAGUAUGGGAAAAUGUGUUUUGGAUCUUUAUCAUUUGGUUUAUUGAUUUUAGUGCCUUUUUUUAUUGACGUUUGAACAACUGCCUCUUUAGAGUGUGACAGCCGAGAAUGACAAAUAAAAAGGAAGUAAAUUAAGGGGAAGCUAAAUUUCCUCCAACACUACAAAACUGCUUUCUGUAACACAAAGCUACAUUCUGGACUGCUCACAUGAUCACAUGACGGUGUGAUCAACGUCACAGGGAAACUCAAAGAGGGAAUUCAGCCAUUUAUUGAAAAAAGAGGGCCUUUAAAUAGUUGCCAUUUACAUAAUACUGCAAAUGUACAUAGUGUUGACAUUUCCCAAGUAAUGUUCAAAUUAUUUUUGUGUCUAUUUAAUUCAGAGAAAAAGCAAUCUAGUUGCAUCAAUGAUCAAUUCUCAAUCAAAGACUUAUGGUUAACGAACCAUAUUCAUACUCAAUCAAACCUCUUAUGGAGGUUUGAGUCCCAGUUGUUCUCCUGGGUUUCCUCCUCCAGUCUGAAAACGUGUGGAACUGUCUUGUUUUUAUUUCCUAUGUGAGAACUCACUCUGUGUCAAAAAAAAAACAGUGUAGUUGUGGCUCAUGAGCUUUUUAUUCUUGAACUUUCCACAGGCACAGAGCAUUACAGCUAAAUUUAAAUAAUUUAUUGCCUGAUUUUGUUGUUGAAUUACUGAGUUAAGAUUAAACCCCUUAGAUUCAACUGAAGAGUCAAAUAAACUGCUUAUGAUACAAAUUGAAAAGUAAAUAUAACUGCUUUUAUAAUGGAUAUUGGAUAACAAUUACUGGUUGUGAUCUAAUAAAUCCCCCCAGCCAGGGAUAGCAUGAUAGUUGGACCAUGAUAGUUGUUAACACGUUUUGUUAAAAUCACAACCUGAUAAUAAAUUACCAUGCAUUAUUAUCUGAGUUAUCCUAGUUAUUAGCUUGCUUCUUUGAUCAUUUUAAUUCAACUGGUUUCAUUCAAACCUUUAACUUAAAAACCUCUCAAGUCAAAAUCAAGGCCAAACUUCUGUCAAGAAAACUGUAUUGUUAUGGAUAAUAAAUAGUCAGAAUAUUAUUUGACACAUUUGAAUAUUGACUCAAACAAGGUUUGAAUACGUUUUACGUUCUUAAAAUUGUUCUCUAUUAAGGGGGAAGAGAGAAAUAAUUCAACCAAGGAAUUUACUUUCAUUUAUGACUUAACACAUUUCAAAUCUAGCACAUGAUAUACAAUCAUCCCACAUGACCCGCUAUUGCAACUUUCAAAAAAACACAAACAUAAACACAGACAGUUUACACACAUUGCACACAUUGCACACAUUGCACACAUUGCACAUAAUCGGUCAGUGCACACACGUCCUGAAACCUGUCACGUGACUGCUGUGAAUAUAUCAACCAGGAUUCAGAGCUUACACUUAUGAUCAAUGUAGUUUAAGUUUAAUUAACAGAGUUAACAUAAUAUAAUAAAUAUAAAAUUCAAUUCAAUAAAUUAUUUAUUCCAUUGGAUGAAACCAGGCAUAGAGAUCUAGACAGAGAGCACCACUAUUAUGAUGAGUAGGAGUGUUUGUGUUGUGUUUGUAGACCACUGUGCUGUAAAACUGUGACGUGAUCACACAAUACGCUUUGUUUCACCUUCCAUACAACACAGCUAUCAAUUUGCACUCAUCCCACUGUCUCAAUUUGUGUAUGCACUUCCUAUCAUCCCAUAUCAAGCUUUAAACACCUAGUCAGGUGCUUGGCCAUCACAGAGAAACUUUCCACUUGUCGAACAGCGUCAGGGUGAAAAGAGGAGGUGUUACCAUGAUGCUGUUUCCUGUCCCCAUGAUCUGGUGCAGUUUCCUCUGGUUAAAAAGAGGCCGCGCGUGUGCAGCCGGUCCAUCACAUGUAUGAGCUCUGUGGAUCAGUAACUCAAACCAUGCUGUUAUUUUACAUGCAGUUCGCCUGAAGUUAAAGAACGCUGGUUAGAUACUGUUCACAG